Messenger RNA from Salvia miltiorrhiza (redroot sage), 1073 nucleotides. RefSeq lists its product as uncharacterized. Gene Ontology annotation, cellular component: nucleus. Bases 270 to 887 code for a protein of 205 amino acids. Gene Ontology annotation, molecular function: sequence-specific DNA binding; DNA-binding transcription factor activity. Gene Ontology annotation, biological process: regulation of secondary shoot formation. NCBI's taxonomy places the organism in Eukaryota, Viridiplantae, Streptophyta, Magnoliopsida, Lamiales, Lamiaceae. The transcript has a single exon. The record is from RefSeq and is a predicted model, not a curated record.
UACGGCUACUGAUGCGCUGUCGCAAUUCCAACGCACCUACACACUGUAGCUUCUCCUCAGCCGUCUCCCAACACUUGCAAACAGUAGUGAGAAAUGAUCACAGUAUUUACAUGUACAUGUACUAUACUAUAUCCACCAUUCCUCUCUCUAUAUAUCCAUUCAGAUGAAAUUAAUGGAAGCUGCCACUGCCACUCUCUCUCUCUCUCUCUCUUUAUGUCUUAUUUUUGCAUAAGUAUAGGCUCCGCCUUUAGCUUGCACAAAAUUACUAUAUGGAUAAAAUGGGAGACGUAACGGCGUCAGGUAACGGAAAAGUAGUCCAGCAGGCCAAGAGAGGCACCAGCGCUAGCGUUAACGUCGUGCGAGCUGCCGCCAGAAAGGAUAGGCACAGUAAAGUGUGCACGGCGGGGGGCACGAGGGACCGCCGCGUGCGGCUGUCGCCCAAGACCGCCAUCCUCUUCUACGAUUUGCAGGAUAGGCUCGGCUGCGACCGCCCCAGCAAGGCCAUUGAUUGGCUCAUGGCGGAGGCCAAAGCCGCCAUCGACGCGCUGGCCGACACUCCCGCCGCGGCUGAUCCGCCGCCGCCGCCGCCGCCGCUGGAGGGACGAGAAGAUUUGUCCGCGCCGGCUCCUGUGGAAUUGUUUGAUGCCAAUUCUGAAAUGGUUAGGUUGCAGAGAAUUUUUUCCUGGAAUUAUGGAGAGGAUUACUCCUCUGCGCCGCUCCAUUAUCCGGCCGAGAGGGAACCCCUUCAGUCCACAAGAAUUAAUGCCAAUUAUUAUCCUCAAUUUCAAGGCUUCGGAUUUUCCGAUCAGGAGCUGCCAAACUUUUGCAAAGACAUUGAGAUGCCAGUCUUCAGCAAGUCUUCUUCGUUCCUGGAUUUUGAAGAAUAGAGAGAUACCGCAUUCCGCAUUCUACCUAGCUAUAGGGUUUUAACAUAUCGCUGUAGCAAUUGCGUUUCUUGCAUUUUUUGUCAACGUUGCUGGUUUUUAAUUAGUUACGAUUAUGUAUUCAGGAAUGAAAAUGGAAUGAAAUGAAAUAAAGAGGUGAAAUGUUAACAAUAAUUAUUACUUUUAUUA